Prunus mume (Japanese apricot) is the source of this 906-nucleotide messenger RNA. Lineage: Eukaryota; Viridiplantae; Streptophyta; Magnoliopsida; Rosales; Rosaceae. The record is from RefSeq and is a predicted model, not a curated record.
AUGGAUUUUCACCAUACAGAUCUUCAAGACACCAGAUUGGAAAAGGGGGAUCAAGCAGUGAAGGACGAGUUAAGAAAUGUUCAUUCAGAUGAAGAUGAUGAAACAGUUGUAAGGGGGAAAAAAUUCAAACACUAUAACCAUGAAAUAGACAAACAAAACUCUGUAUUUGAUACUGGAAUGAUAUUCAGUGACUGCAAGGUUUUCAGAGAAGCUGUUCGUGAAUAUUGCUUGUUGAGUGGGAAAGAGGUCACUUUCACCAGGAAUCAAAAGUAUAAGCUGAAGGCAGUUUGUAAAGCAAUGAGUUGUCCAUGGCAGAUUUAUGUGGCUUGGGAAAACCCUACAGAUCAAAGCUUGGUGGUGAAAUACUAUAAUCUCAAUCACAAUUGCGUCAGAGUAUUUGAAAACACACAAGCCUCAAGUAAAUGCUUGAGAGAUAAGUUCCUGCCAAGGAUUCAGUCAAAUCCCACGAUGCCUCUACAGUCUAUAGUGAACUCAGCCUCUUCUGAGUUUAAAGUAGGUAUAUCUAGGAUGAAAGCUUACAGGGCAAAGGCAGAGGCACUUCGAAUCAUUGAAGGAUCAGUUGCUGAACAAUAUGCCAUGCUCUGGGAUUAUUGCCAUGAGCUGGAAGACAAAGAGAGGUUGCCUACAGCAGUAGAGAUUGAUCCCAAUAACGAGACUUGGGUACCAGCAUAUGUUGUGGUUGAUAUGGAAACAAGGGAGUCAUGGACAUGGUUCAUUGACCUGUUAGCCAAGGAUGUGGACAUUGUUAAUUCCCAAAGAUGGGUCAUUAUAUCUGACAAGCAAAAAGAAUUGCCUGGUGCAUUUGAAGACAUUGUGCCCAAUAUUGAGACAAGAUUCUGUGUGAGGCACCCAUGGGAUAACUUCAACAAAAAGAACUGCCCGUGA